Messenger RNA from Brassica oleracea var. oleracea, 1833 nucleotides. Its product is annotated as VQ motif-containing protein 9-like. NCBI's taxonomy places the organism in Eukaryota, Viridiplantae, Streptophyta, Magnoliopsida, Brassicales, Brassicaceae. The coding region runs from base 250 to 1119 and encodes 289 amino acids. The record is from RefSeq and is a predicted model, not a curated record. The transcript has a single exon.
AUUGAGAAAAUCCGUAUACAAAAGACAAAAUAUUUCAUUUUCAUCUUAUUCUAGAAAAAUCCAAUUAAAGCCUAAUUAUUACAAUUUAAAACCAUUUUGUUUUCUUCUUGUUAUAAAUAUCUUUCAUAUCAGGGAAAAAAAAAACAAUUUCAUUUCCUUUGACUUCUCCAUUAUCUCUCUACCAAAUCUGGAAGAGAAAAAACAAAGCCGAAGCUUAUAAUAGAGAGAAGAACUCGAUUUUGUUAUAAGAUGGAUAAGAGCUGCAACUCCUCCGGCGACUCUUCCGCCGUAUCAGCCACCGCAACGAGUAGUACCGGUAACAAUACAGGGGGGAACAGAGAUCAUCAUUACCUGAGACGACUCAAUAAGCUUUCUCAUAAGAUAUCAAAACCAACAGCAGCCUCCUCCUCGUCCGUCUCCGCCGCCGUGAAUCAAGAAACUAAUCACCAACCGCUUCCUCCUCCUCCGCAGCAACCGCCAAUUAACCACGGGAAUCUCCACCAGCACCAGCCUCCUGUUUACAACAUCAGCAAGAGCGAUUUCAGAGACGUUGUUCAGAAACUCACAGGCUCUCCUGCGCACGAACGGAUCUCUGCUCCUCCGCAACAGCAGAUUCACCACCCUAAGGCUCAACAGAGUUCGCGUCUACACAGGAUACGACCUCCUCCGUUGGCGCACGUUAUCAACCGCCCUCCUCCGUUGCUAAACGACGCUCAUCGUAACUGGAGCGGCGGGUUUUUUCCGAGACCGACGGCGCCGCUUUCUCCUCUCCCUCCGCUUCCUCCGGUUCACGCGGCGGCGGAAUCUCCGGUCUCCUCCUACAUGCGGUACCUUCAGAACUCCAUGUUCUCUGGACCAUCGCCGUUAGCUCCUUUGGUUUCGCCUCGAUGGUAUCAACAACAGCAACAGGAAAACGCUCCGCCGCCGGAAAUCAACAGCCGCCCUCCUCCUCCUCCGUCGGCUCAGGCGCUACAAUCAUUCGGAUGUUUAAGUUCGCCGAAAUCAUCUUACGGAUUACCCUCGCCGAGCUUACUGUUAUCGCCAUCGUCAAGUCAGUUAAGGUUUCCUGGAUCUCCGACGACGGUGCCGCUCCCUAGUCCUAAAUUCAAAGGUCACUGAUCUGAUCAGAAAAAGCAAAACUCUUUGUUGGUCAGAAUUUUAAAACGUCGUCGUUUUGAUAGUUACUAUGAAAUUCCCUUUGUUCUUUUUGUACAUCAUUAGUGGUGGAUGAUGAUUUGUUUGUUUUUUUAAACCUCACAAAUUACUUUGUUUUGUUCAUGUUAGAAAAACAGAGAAGGAAAAAGAAAGGAUUACACUUUUCUUUAAAACUUGUUGAUCAUCUCUUCUUUCUUUAUUAGAUCAAAUUGCAUAGGGAACAAACACAACUAAUGCUUUGAAUUUGAUUGAUUCCUUCUUGGUAAAGUAAAUGUAUUGAUUGGAUAUCUAGCUAUACCAAUCACUUCACUAUUCCUUUGGUUGAUUUUUUCUGCACUGAUGCUUUCAUUUUCCAUUGAAACUUCAACCCUGACGAAAUCGUGAGUGUUUCGCUUUAUUUUUUCUUUCAUGUAAACCAAUGACGAGUGUUUUAUAUACUUAUUCUAAAGUUCUUUUCAUAUAAUCAAACUGGAUAAUUGAUUUCAGACCCCUUUAAUUGGUAAAGUAAUUCGCUCGACACCGUCAAAUAAACAAGUCCCAUUUUAAAAAUUUGAGAACAAGAUAAGGACACAGCCUUUCAAAUUGAUUAGAAACACACAAAGCAAGGUUCGAUAGCAGACACUGAAAUAGACAUAUCCAAUAACAACAAAAAGACAGAACAACAACAAAUAAAAAAAG